UGUCCUGUGAUGACGUCACUGUCAACAAACAUGGCGGAGAGCUGCGUUGACUAUAGUUGAAACGUUUUCAAAAUAUCUCGUCAAGUGCCAAAGGACAGCGCACAUUUGGUGUCGCGUACAUGUCAUCAGCUUUACGCAUCAAGUAAAUAUCCAGCACUAUACUAAAUAUUCAACGAUAUACUAAAGUUUCGUAGUUUUAUUUAUCAGAUGUGACCGAGGCAACAUCAGCGCCCACUUCCGGUCUCGUUCCGUUCAAAAUGUCGUGCUUAUUUUGGUUGGACGCGCCGGAGCCCCGCUCUUAAAACCCGUGGACUAAAAACCGUUAAGUAAAGGAACAAGUCCAAGUCCAUAAAGAUCCCCGCUGCAGCUGCAGGGGUCCUGGAUGAUCAUGGAGCAGUACAGCAUCCUAGGCCGGAUUGGAGAAGGGGCUCACGGAAUCGUGUUUAAGGCCAAGCACGUGCAGACCGGGGAAACUGUGGCUCUAAAGAAGGUGGCUCUGAGGAAGCUGGAGGACGGCAUUCCCAAUCAGGCUCUGAGGGAGAUCAAGGCUCUGCAGGAGAUUGAGGACAACCAGCACGUGGUAAAGUUGAAGGACGUCUUUCCUCACGGCACAGGCUUUGUCCUGGUCUUCAACUUCAUGCUGUCAGAUCUCUCUGAGGUGAUCAGAAACCACCAGCGACAUCUGACCCCAGCACAGGUCAAAGGCUACAUGGUGAUGUUGCUAAAGGGUGUGGCCUUUCUACACCAAAACAACAUCAUGCAUCGGGACUUGAAGCCAGCCAACCUCCUUAUCAGUUCCUCUGGUCACCUGAAGAUUGCAGACUUUGGUUUAGCCAGGCUCUUCAGCCAUGAGGGAAGGCGGCUCUACAGCCACCAGGUGGCCACCAGGUGGUAUCGAGCUCCAGAGCUGCUGUAUGGAGCACGCCGCUACGAUCAGGGAGUGGACCUGUGGGCGGUGGGCUGCAUCUUUGGCGAGCUCUUGAACUCGUCUCCUCUGUUCCCAGGAGAGAAUGACAUCGAGCAGCUCUGCUGUGUCCUACGAGUCCUGGGAACACCAACGGUGGACAGUUGGCCGGAGAUGUUGGAACUUCCAGAUUACAACAAAAUCACCUUUAAGGAGAAUCCAGCCAUCCCAUUGGAGGAGAUUGUCCCAGACACGCCCCCUCAAGGCAUCCACCUGCUCUACAGGUUCCUGGUUUAUCCAUCCAGUCAACGCUGCUCUGCCAGUGAGGCUUUGCUCCAUCCAUACUUCUUCUCCUGUCCUCUUCCUGCCCACCACUCUGAGCUGCCCAUCCCUCAUAGGGGGGGUAGGCCCCCACACCAGCACCCACAGGCUCCGCCUCCAGACUUUUCAGUCAAUCUGUCUCUGCAGAGCAGCGUGGUAGCACCUGUGUUGCUUAAGCCACAUGCUUUGCUCCUGCCCUCCUGAGGUUUCCAGGCUCUGACUCAGACACCCGCAGGAACCUCCUGCUUCUAGUGUUCUCCUCUCAGUUCUGACAGAAGCUCAGAUGUAGAAAUCUUCAGGAUUUGAACUUUUACUGAGCAGCCAAAUAAUUUUAUUGUAUCUACUGUUUAUAGCCUUUUACAUAACUCAUUUGUAUCAAGUGCUUCUAAUCUAAUUUGUUUAUUUAUGUUUUGAAUUUGUGUCUUGAUGUUUCUUGUUGUCUUCUGUAAGGGAGCCCUGCAGUUGCUGGUCCAAUCUGAUUUAACUAUUGCAAAUGGCAAAUAAAUUGAUUGAUUGAUU
This is a messenger RNA of Oryzias latipes (Japanese medaka), 1744 nucleotides long. RefSeq names its product cyclin dependent kinase 20 (gene cdk20). The record is from RefSeq and is a predicted model, not a curated record. NCBI's taxonomy places the organism in Eukaryota, Metazoa, Chordata, Actinopteri, Beloniformes, Adrianichthyidae. Gene Ontology annotation, cellular component: nucleus. Gene Ontology annotation, molecular function: ATP binding; protein serine/threonine kinase activity. Gene Ontology annotation, biological process: protein phosphorylation.